GUCUUUGGAAAAUCUUUUGACUUUAUACCCCAUAAGACCAGGGUUGAUUUCUUGUAUCUUUGUAAUGUGUAACUUUAGAGAUGAGUGUUCAAGAAGGAAGAGGAUAAUGAGAAAAAUAUGUGUCUGCAAACUAUGGCCUGCAGGAUGUUCUUGUAAGGCUUGGGAGUGGUGAUUUACAAGUCAAGUUAAAAUGUCCCCAGAAGUGGCCUUGAACCGAAUAUCUCCAAUGCUUUCCCCUUUCAUAUCUAGCGUGGUCCGGAAUGGAAAAGUGGGACUGGAUGCUACAAACUGUUUGAGGAUAACUGACUUGAAAUCUGGCUGCACAUCAUUGACUCCUGGGCCCAACUGUGACCGAUUUAAACUGCACAUACCAUAUGCUGGAGAGACAUUAAAGUGGGAUAUCAUUUUCAAUGCCCAAUACCCAGAACUGCCUCCUGAUUUUAUCUUUGGAGAAGAUGCUGAAUUCCUGCCAGACCCCUCAGCUUUGCAGAAUCUUGCCUCCUGGAAUCCUUCAAAUCCUGAAUGUCUCUUACUUGUGGUGAAGGAACUUGUGCAACAAUAUCACCAAUUCCAAUGUAGCCGCCUCCGGGAGAGCUCCCGCCUCAUGUUUGAAUACCAGACAUUACUGGAAGAGCCACAGUAUGGAGAGAACAUGGAAAUUUAUGCUGGGAAAAAAAACAACUGGACUGGUGAAUUUUCAGCUCGUUUCCUUUUGAAGUUGCCCGUGGAUUUCAGCAAUAUCCCCACAUACCUUCUCAAGGAUGUAAAUGAAGACCCUGGAGAAGAUGUGGCCCUCCUCUCUGUUAGUUUUGAGGACACUGAAGCCACCCAGGUGUACCCCAAGCUGUACUUGUCACCUCGAAUUGAGCAUGCACUUGGAGGCUCCUCAGCUCUUCAUAUCCCAGCUUUUCCAGGAGGAGGAUGUCUCAUUGAUUACGUUCCUCAAGUAUGCCACCUGCUCACCAACAAGGUGCAGUACGUGAUUCAAGGGUAUCACAAAAGAAGAGAGUAUAUUGCUGCUUUUCUCAGUCACUUUGGCACAGGUGUCGUGGAAUAUGAUGCAGAAGGCUUUACAAAACUCACUCUGCUGCUGAUGUGGAAAGAUUUUUGUUUUCUUGUACACAUUGACCUGCCUCUGUUUUUCCCUCGAGACCAGCCAACUCUCACAUUUCAGUCCGUCUAUCACUUUACCAACAGUGGACAGCUUUACUCCCAGGCCCAAAAAAAUUAUCCGUACAGCCCCAGAUGGGAUGGAAAUGAAAUGGCCAAAAGAGCAAAGGCUUAUUUCAAAACCUUUGUCCCUCAGUUCCAGGAGGCAGCAUUUGCCAAUGGAAAGCUCUAGGAAACACCAGUCUUGAGAGGUGGCCAGCCAGCCUGCCUGUCCACAUGCGUGUCAGCACAUACAGCCGCUUCCUGGAAGCCGCCUGGAAUGUCUUCACGGCAGCGUUUUGCUCACACAGCAGCUUUGCACGCCCCAGGCAGCCCCAACUGCUGAAAUCCAACUUAAGCUGGCUGGUGGUCCCAGGAUCCUAGAGCCCUUCACUUCGGGUUACUCCCUCUUUCUUGCCUCUAUUUCUUAGUUGGAAGAAAUAAACUCACAAAUUAUGGUGCAGUAAUUUUCCGGGGAAAGUAAAGCCUCAGGAAUGCCCACGCCUUUCUUCCAAAGCCUUUGUCUCUGAGACCUCUUAAGUUCUAAGAUUAAAUGCCCCUCGCUGUUUUUCCUCUGAAA
Pongo pygmaeus (Bornean orangutan) is the source of this 1729-nucleotide messenger RNA. RefSeq names its product BRISC and BRCA1 A complex member 2 (gene BABAM2). The transcript has 13 exons. Lineage: Eukaryota; Metazoa; Chordata; Mammalia; Primates; Hominidae. Bases 191 to 1342 code for a protein of 383 amino acids. Gene Ontology annotation, biological process: double-strand break repair. The record is from RefSeq and is a predicted model, not a curated record. Gene Ontology annotation, cellular component: BRCA1-A complex; BRISC complex.